AUGCCUCGGGAGCAGUGCGGCUGCACCCACAAUGGCAGAUACCACCUGGCAGGGGAAAGCUUCUGGGAGGGAGAAAAUUGCCAGAGAUUGUGCAGAUGUGACGGCUCCUCCCACGCUGUCCAGUGCUCCCGCUCUGCCUGUGCCCCGGGGGAAUUCUGUGGCACUCGAAAGGGGGUUUAUGGAUGCCACGAACGAACCAACGGCAUCUGCUGGGCUUCUGGGCUGCCCCAUUACACGACAUUUGAUGGGAAGCGAUACAAUUCCCAGGGCACCUGCAGAUAUGUCUUUGCUGAACUGUGUGGGGCAUCACAGUCCUUACCCUUCUUCAGAGUGGAAGUGAAGAAUGAAAACCUGCCCCAUGUUCCUAUGGCUGUGACCUCGGAGGUGUUUGUCCUUGUGAACAGGACUGAGAUCCAUCUGCAGAGAGGGCAGCACGGGACAGUCAAGAUUGAUGGGGUGACUCUGACUCUCCCGGUGCGUCUCCAGAGAAGAGGAAUCGUCGUUUAUCAGGAUGGGUUUCAUACCGUUGUGCAAGCCGACUCUGGGCUGAGUGUCAGCUACGACCUGGCCCACAGCCUCUUUGUCAGCCUCCCCCCUGAGUACCGAGGCCACACCUGUGGGCUGUGCGUGAACCUCAAUGGAGCGGCUGAGGAUGAUUUUGUGAUGCAGAACGUCUCCCAUGGGAAGGACGCCUUCCACUUGGCUUUGGCUGGGAAGUCGGAGGAUGUCCCUGGUUGUGACGAUGGCUGCCCUGAUUCCUGCCCUUUGUGUGAAGAGGAGGAAAGUCUGGUGCAGUCCAAGUCCCGGUGCUGGGUGAUCCAGGACCCUGAUGGGCCGUUCUCCACUUGCCACUCCCAGAUUGACCCAGGCCACUAUCUGUCUGAUUGCAUCUUUGACCUGUGUGUGUCAGGAGGGGAGAGCCGUGCCCUGUGCGAGUCCAUUCAGACAUACGCAGCCGCCUGCCAGAGAGCGAAUGUCUCCAUCUCACCUUGGAGGAAUGAGUCUUUCUGUGACCCUCGCUGCCCAGCAAACAGUCACUACAAGCUUUGUGAGCAUCCCUGUCGGGACCUGUGUGCAGGCUCCUUUCUUGAAAAUCACUGCAGCUCCCUGUGCUCUGAAGGGUGUUUCUGUAAUGACGGGUACCUGCGGAGUGGGGAUCAGUGCGUCCUGCCAGGGCAUUGUGGCUGUGAGCACGACGGACGCUACUAUGGGGUUGGGGACUUUCUCUGGCUCGCUGAUUGCACCCAAAGGUGCAGCUGUGACUCCUCUGGUACUUUCUGGUGUGUCCCCGCCAGCUGUCACCCCGGCCAGCAGUGUGCUGUGAAGGACGGGAAGUUGGGCUGCCAGAGCCAGCUGACCACCUGCACGGUGACAGGGGACCCUCACUACUUCACCUUCGAUGGGGCUGUGGCCCAUUUCCAGGGCACGUGCGCCUACGAGAUCUCACAUACCUGCAACUCCUCCCUCGACUUCUCCUUCCGGGUGGUGGCCGCAAACAGGAAUUUCCGGAAUCCCCGGGUCUCCUUCAUUUACCGAGUGGAACUUUGGCUCAGAACUGGCCGUUUUAAUUCCCACGUCGUUCUGGAGCGAGGCAAAGACGUUCUGGUUGAUAGUGUGAAGACUCCUUUACCAGCUCAGCUGGGACCUGUGGCCAACAUCACAAGGGUGAAGGACAUGGUGACUCUAAAAGCAAAGGCCAACGUGGAGAUCCAGUUUAAUGGCCGCCAUGCUUUGUUUGUCCGUGUGGGCCCGGAGUAUCGGGAGCAGCUGUGCGGGAUGUGUGGGAACUUCAAUGGGGAUCGCAGGGAUGAUAAAGUCAUGCCCAGUGGGGAGAAAGCCCAGGAUGACGCAGAGUUUGGGAAUACCUGGACCUCUGACAUCAGCCCCUCAAGGUGUAAAAAUGACACUGGCAACACAGAGGCAUGUACAAAAUUGGCUGAGUUCCAGCAGCUGUGUGGGAUCCUAACGAACCGCUCCGGGCCUUUUUCUGAGUGUCACUGGCACGAGAGCCCAGUCCCUUACUAUGAAUCCUGUGUCUACGAUCUCUGCCAGUAUGGCCUGGGCAAUCACAUGCUGUGUGCAGCUGUCGAAUCCUAUGAUGAGAUAUGUGCCUUUCACGGUGUGAAAGUAGCAAAGUGGAGGCAAGGGCUGCGCUGUGGUGUCACCUGCCCAGCCAACACCUAUUUUGACUUCUGUGGCCCUCCCUGCCCUGCCUCUUGCAUCAGCCUUAAUUCAUCCAUCCAAUGCACCAAGCCCUGCGUGGCGGGAUGCUUCUGUAGGGAAGGCUAUGUUCUGGAUGCUGGACGCUGUGUGCCUGUGAGCCAGUGCGGCUGCAUGUUGAAUGGUCAGUAUCACAAGCUGGGAGAGGAGGUGAUCCUGACAGACACCUGCAGCAGGAAAUGCAGCUGCCGGCAGCCUGCCCAUCCCAUGCAGUGCCAGGAUCAUGCCUGUGGGGCUCUGGAGAUAUGUAAAGUUGUGGAUGGCGUCCGAGGCUGCUACCCUGUAAAAUUUGGUGCCUUAUGGGUGUUUGGCCACCCCCACUAUCACAUUUUCGAUGGACUUGCUUUUGACUCUAAAGGUACCUGCAAAUACACCCUGAGCAAGUACUGUGGCCCCCCUGGGAAUCUCCCUGACUUCACUGUCCAAGUGGAAAAUGAGCACAGGGGCUCCAUCACGGCGUCCUGGACAUGCCUGGUGGAGCUGGAUGUCUACAGGGAGCAUAUUGCUGUUGCAGUGGGACAGCACGGCCAAGUGCAGGUGAAUGGAUCCCUGGUCAAUCUGCCCCUUGUCCUAGCAUCAGGUAAACUCUAUGCCUAUUACAGCGGCUCAUCUGUCAUCAUCCAGACAGAAUUUGGCCUCUCUGUAUCUUAUGACUGGUCCCACUAUGUGACAAUUACUAUACCUGAGAUUUACUCUGGGCUGGUCUGCGGGCUCGGAGGAGACUUCAAUGGGAACCAAAAGCUAACCUGCCCCGCCAACAGCCACUAUGAGCUCUGUGGACCUUCCUGCCCAGCCUCUUGUGGCCACCCAGCUGUGCCCUCCCGCUGCCGGACUGCGUGUGAAGAAGGGUGCCAGUGUGACCCUGGCUUUGUGCUGAGUGGCACCGACUGUGUGCCUCGGGAGCAGUGCGGCUGCACCCACAAUGGCAGAUACCACCUGGCAGGGGAAAGCUUCUGGGAGGGAGAAAAUUGCCAGAGACUGUGCAGAUGUGACGGCUCCUCCCACGCUGUCCAGUGCUCCCGCUCUGCCUGUGCCCCGGGGGAAUUCUGUGGCACUCGAAAGGGGGUUUAUGGAUGCCACAAGCGAACCAACGGCAUCUGCUGGGCUUCUGGGCUGCCCCAUUACACUACCUUUGAUGGGAAGCGAUACGAUUUCCAGGGCACCUGCAGAUAUGUCUUUGCUGAACUGUGUGGGGCAUCACAGUCCUUACCCUUCUUCAGAGUGGAAGUGAAGAAUGAAAACCUGCCCCAUGUUCCUAUGGCUGUGACCUCGGAGGUGUUUGUCCUUGUGAACAGGACUGAGAUCCAUCUGCAGAGAGGGCAGCACGGGACAGUCAAGAUUGAUGGGGUCACUGCGACCCUCCCAGUGAGUGUCAAUGCAGGAGAAAUCAUCAUUUACCAGGCUGGACUGUACACGGUAGUGAAAACAGAGUUUGGGCUGAGUGUGAGCUACGACCUGGCCCACAGCCUCUUUGUCGGCCUCCCCCCUGAGUACCGAGGCCACACCUGUGGGCUGUGCGGGAACUUCAAUGGGGCUGCUGAGGAUGAUUUUGUGACGCGUAACGGCUCCCUAGGGAAGGAUGCCUUCCACUUCGCUGCAGACUGGAAGUCGGAGGAUGUCCCUGGCUGUGACGACGGCUGCUCUGAUUCCUGCCCUGGGUGUGAAGAGGAGGAAAGUCUGGUGCAGUCCAAGUCCCGGUGCUGGGUGAUCCAGGACCCUGAUGGGCCGUUCGCUUCUUGCCACUCCCAGAUUGACCCAAGCCACUAUCUGUCUGAUUGCAUCUUUGACCUGUGUGUGUCAGGAGGGGAGAGCAGUGCCCUGUGCGAGUCCAUUCAGACAUACGCAGCCGCCUGCCAGAGAGCAAAUGUCUCCAUCUCACCUUGGAGGAGCGAGUCCUUCUGUGCCCUUUCGUGCCCCCCGCACAGUCACUAUGAGCUCUGUGAGACUCACUACAAGGACAUGUGUGCUGGGUCCUGGCUUCAGAAGUACUGCGGGCACACAUGCUCUGAAGGGUGUUUCUGUAAUGACGGGUACCUGUGGAGCGGGGAUGAGUGUGUCUUGCCAGAGCACUGCGGCUGUGAGCACGACGGACGCUACUACGGGAUUGGAGACCACGUCUGGUUCUCUGGUUGUACCCAGAGAUGUAGCUGUGACUCCCGAGACCAUUUCCGUUGCUUCCGAGCGAAAUGCUACCCAGGCCAGCAGUGUGCUGUGAAGAACAGCAAGCUGGGAUGUCAGAGUCUCUUGACGACGUGUGUUGUAACAGGGGAUCCUCACUACUUUACAUUUGAUGGGGCUGUGGCACAUUUCCAAGGCAUAUGUGACUAUGAGAUCUCCCACACCUGCAACUCCUCCUUGGACUUGUCUUUCCGCGUGGUGACAGCAAACAGGCAUUUCCGGAAUCCCCGGGUGUCUUUCGUUUACCGAGUGGAAAUUUGGCUCAGCACUGGCAAUUUUAAUGCUCAUAUUGUCCUAGAGAGAGGCAAAGCUGUCCAUGUGAGUUGA
Messenger RNA from Emys orbicularis (European pond turtle), 4725 nucleotides. Its product is annotated as IgGFc-binding protein-like. The coding region runs from base 1 to 4725 and encodes 1574 amino acids. NCBI's taxonomy places the organism in Eukaryota, Metazoa, Chordata, Testudines, Emydidae. The record is from RefSeq and is a predicted model, not a curated record. The transcript is spliced from 12 exons.